CCAAAUGCUGGGAAAACAUACCAGCCCACAGGCUGUUCCUGGUCGUCCGGGCCCAUGGCUGUCUCCUGGCAUUUUCUACCUGGGCCUCUCAUUCUUGGGCUGGGUGGGCCUGCUGCAGGGACACCCCCAGUGCUUGGAUUAUGGACCACCCUUCCGUCCUUCUCUCCACCUGGAGUUUUGCUCUGACUAUGACUCCUUCGGCUGCUGCGAUCAGCGCAAGGACCACCGCAUCGCUGCCCGGUACUGGGACAUCAUGAACUACUUUGACCUGAAGGGCCACGAGUUGUGUGGAGGUUACAUUAAAGACAUCCUUUGCCAGGAGUGCUCUCCUUAUGCAGCCCACCUCUACGAUGCCGAGAACCCUCAGACCCCCCUCCGGAACCUCCCGGGCCUCUGCUCAGACUACUGCUCAGCUUUCCACCACAACUGCCACGCUGCCAUCUCCCUGCUGACCAAUGACCGCAGCCUCCAGGAGUCCCAUGCAAAAGAUGGCGCUCGCUUCUGCCACCUCCUCAACCUGCCCGACGAGGACUACUGCUUCCCCAAUGUCCUGAGGAACAGUCAGCUCAACCGCAACCUGGGCGCGGUGGCUGAGGACCACCAGGGCUGCCUGCAGCUCUGCCUGGCCGAGGUGGCCAACGGGCUGAGGAACCCCGUGGCCAUGGUCCAUGCUGGGGACGGCACCCGCCGCUUCUUCGUCGCCGAGCAGGUGGGAGUGGUGUGGGUCUACCUCCCCGAUGGGAGUCGCCUGGAACAGCCCUUCCUGGACCUCAAGAGCAUGGUGCUGACCACACCGUGGAUUGGGGAUGAGCGAGGAUUCUUGGGGCUGGCUUUCCAUCCCAGAUUCCGCCGCAACCGCAAGUUCUACAUUUAUUAUUCGUGUCUGGGCAAGAGGAAGGUGGAGAAAAUCCGGAUAAGUGAGAUGAAGGUUUCUGUGUCUGACCCUAACAAAGCGGACCCCAAAUCAGAGAGGGUCAUCUUGGAAAUAGACGAACCAGCCUCAAACCACAAUGGGGGACAGCUUCUCUUUGGCCUGGAUGGCUAUCUGUACAUAUUCACUGGGGAUGGAGGGCAGGCUGGGGAUCCCUUUAGCAAGUUUGGAAAUGCUCAGAACAAAAGCUCCCUGCUGGGGAAAGUGUUGCGGGUUGACGUGAACGGAGCAGGCACCGAUGGCCGGCGGUACCGAGUGCCCUUGGACAAUCCCUUUGUGUCUGAGCCGGGUGCCCACCCUGCCGUCUACGCCUACGGGGUCAGAAACAUGUGGCGUUGUGCGGUGGACCGAGGGGACCCUGUCACCCGCCAGGGCCGAGGGCGCAUGUUCUGUGGGGAUGUGGGCCAGAACAAGUUUGAAGAAGUUGACCUCAUCGUUAAAGGCGGGAACUAUGGCUGGAGGGCGAAGGAAGGAUUUGAAUGUUAUGAUAAGAAACUUUGUCAUAAUGCUUCCUUGGAUGACAUUCUGCCCAUCUAUGCUUAUGGCCAUGACGUGGGAAAGUCGGUCACUGGAGGGUAUGUCUACCGUGGGUGUGAAUCCCCCAAUCUCAAUGGCCUCUACAUCUUCGGGGACUUCAUGAGUGGUCGACUUAUGGCUUUGCAGGAAGAUAGGAAAACCAAGAAAUGGAGGAAGCGAGACAUCUGCCUGGGCAACGCAACCUGUGCCUUCCCGGGGUUGAUCAACACCUACAGCAAGUUCAUCAUCUCCUUUGCGGAAGACGAAGCAGGGGAGCUGUAUUUCCUGGCCACCUCCUACCCAAGUGCCUACGCACCACAUGGAUCUAUUUACAAAUUUGUCGACCCGUCAAGGCGUGCCCCGCCAGGCAAGUGCAGAUACAAGCCAGUGCCCGUGAAGACCAAGACUAGAAAGAUCCGCUUCCAGCCGCUCGCCAUCACGGUUUUGGACUUGAUGAAGGAGGAGGAGUCACAGAAAGCGGCUCGGAGAUCAUCCAAUGCAACCUUAGCUUCAGACCGGACUGCAUCUCAGAAGGGCUCCCCUAAGAAGCCAGUCUCCACAAGCAGACAGAAAUCAUCAAGAGGGCCUGGUACCAAGAAGAAAGGCAGAGUGUGGUCCCCCGGUCCCCAGGGCAAGAGGAAGCAGAAUCCCCAUGCCCGUAGUGCUGGGAUAAGGCAGGUGACCGAGCAGAAGUCCCCAGGCAGAAGCCAACAGUGACCUCUUGGUCAAGUUGGCUGCUGAGACCAGAGUUAGGAGAUGGCCUCACACAGUGAAAAUUGCUGCUGGCUGCUGAGGGUGGGUCUCAGACAGUCAGGGAGCCUGGGUGGAGGGCGGGUGGGCAGAGCUUAACUCCAGUGUGUGUGGUCUCUCUCUCUCUGGGAAAUCUUGCUGUGUACUGAAGAAACAGGAGCUGGUCUGUGGGCGGCAUUUCUUGGGGAGACCACAGCCCACAUGACCCCGCACCUGGCUUACAGCAUGCUCUUGUGUGCAUACCUGCCUGGAGUCCACCCGACAUCCCUUCAACCUGGGGUAAUAAAUCAGCUUUGGCUUACA
Peromyscus leucopus (white-footed mouse) is the source of this 2500-nucleotide messenger RNA. It is a transcript of the gene Hhipl2, whose product is annotated as HHIP like 2. Lineage: Eukaryota; Metazoa; Chordata; Mammalia; Rodentia; Cricetidae. The record is from RefSeq and is a predicted model, not a curated record.